This is a messenger RNA of Microthlaspi erraticum, 1458 nucleotides long. The record is from the annotation of a GenBank genome assembly. Lineage: Eukaryota; Viridiplantae; Streptophyta; Magnoliopsida; Brassicales; Brassicaceae.
AUGGGCAAAGCUUCACGGUGGUUUAGGAAUCUAUUCGGACUUACAAAACCCGACCCGGGUUGUCUGGAUCCAUCCUUCGAGACGCCUUCUCGCUCUCAUAAACGCCGAUGGAGCUUCGUCAAAUCCAAACGCGAAAAAGAAUUCGCACCGCAAAACCUCCAGGCUCCUCCGUAUUCGACUCCUCCGCCGCCGUCUCACCACCAAUCGUCUCCGUCGUCUCACGGUCGCCGCCGGAAACAGAAGCCGACGUGGGAGGACGAAGGAGGGGAAGAGUCGGACAAGCACGCGAUUGCGGUGGCCGCCGCAACUGCGGUUGCAGCUGAGGCCGCCGUCGCCGCCGCUCAAGCAGCCGCUGCGGUCGUCAGACUCACGAGCACUAGCGGAAGGUCGACGCGUAGUCCCGUCACGGCGCAUUUUAGCAAAGGGUUCGACGACGUGGUGGCGCAUGUUAGCAGGUUCGACGGACGUGGACACGGCCGCGACAGUCGUGAAGAUCUUGCGGCGAUUAAGAUUCAGUCCAUGUUUCGCGGUUAUUUGGCAAGGAGAGCGUUAAGGGCACUUAAGGGAUUGGUCAAGCUUCAAGCGAUAGUGAGAGGUCAUAUUGAAAGAAAGAGAAUGACGGUCCAUCUACGCAGGAUGCACGCUUUGGUUCGAGCUCAGGCUCGUGUCCGUGCCACUCGGGUCAUUGUGUCCACGCCUGAGUCCUCUUCUUCUCAAUCCAACAACACCAAAUCUUCUCACUUCCAAAACCCCGGUCCACCAACGCCGGAAAAACUCGAGCAUUCGAUCUCUUCUCGCAGCUCUAAGCUCAGCCAUUCUCAUCUCUUCAAGAGGAACGGUUCUAAGGCAAGCGACAACAACAGACCCUACACUGCUCAUAGAGACACAUUCUCAGCCAUGGACGAAGAAGAGAAAAUCCUUCAAAUCGACAGGAAACACAACAACUCUUACGCAAGGCGCAGCAGACCGGACAUGUUCUACUCAUCCCACCUCGUCCUUGACAACAGAGUCCGGUCUGAACCAGUUUACGCCAUGCCUUAUAGCCCGUCUUCGUCGCAUGAAGAGACCGUGAGCCAGUUUUGCACUGCAGAGAACAGUCCUCAGUUAUACUCAGCUACUUCUAGAAGCAAACGAAGUGCUUUCACGGCUAGUUCUAUUGCACCGAGUGACUGCACCAAAAGCUGCUGCUACGCUGACCACCCAAGCUACAUGGCUUGUACACAGUCCUCUAGAGCUAAGUCCCGGUCCGCUAGUGCCCCGAAGUGCCGUCCACAGUUAUACAUAGAGCGGUCUGCGUCCAAACGGUUUGGUUUUGUCGAUGUGCCUGCGCCGUACUGUGGUGAUACCAAGUCCGGUCCUCAGAAUGGUUCUGCUCUGCACUCUAGUUUUAUGAACAAGGCUUAUCCCGGUUCAGGUCGAUUGGACCGGCUUGGGAUGCCAAUUGGGUAUGGGUACUGA